Diabrotica virgifera virgifera (western corn rootworm) is the source of this 9383-nucleotide messenger RNA. Its product is annotated as nucleolar protein 4. Bases 342 to 2882 code for a protein of 846 amino acids. Lineage: Eukaryota; Metazoa; Arthropoda; Insecta; Coleoptera; Chrysomelidae. The record is from RefSeq and is a predicted model, not a curated record. The transcript is spliced from 14 exons.
UUCAGAGUUCGGUUGCGGGACACGAGCUCCUCAGUUACUCACUCAUACAUAACGCGCGGAGGCCGCUUUUUGUGUUCUGUCUCACUUGCCGCGACUCGCGCGUGCUGCGCUUUGCUAUUUUUUUCCGAUCUAGCCGGCGUGAGAUUGGUCGUUGUCAUAGCGACGAGCAAACUACAUGUGGAACUGAGUUUUGUGAAUUGUUUUUUUAUUUGGUGGUUUGUUUUAUUGUGAAGUUGCGUUUGUUUUUUUGAAAGGACCUGCGGUUUCGAAAGGAACUUACUGGAAUUACCUCAGAUGUGUCAGAGCAAACUGCAAUAAAAAGAAACCGUAUCAAAAUCAAAAUGGCAGACAUCGCAAACGUAAUCCAGAAACCACCAAAAAAGAAUUCGAAGAAAAAACCGCCCAUCAAGACCGCCAAAUCCGAACAAAACAACAAUGAAAAUCGUACACGAUCAAAUAUCGACAACAAAGAAGACAUGUUAGCGAACUAUCAACCAUGGGUCAUACAAACAUACGGAGAUCUGGCUAAAACGAAAACUAUAACUCUCAAAAAAUACGCUCGUAUCUUACGUACUUUACGUGGCGAGGAAAUUGUGAGUGCCGAUAACAGUAAGUUUCGAUUUUGGGUGAAAGCCAAAGGGUUUUGCGUGGGACAGCCCGUUGGAUACGAUCCCAAGCCCGCGGACGGGAUCGUGGGAAGAUUCAGUGUUUGUGAUAUGGACGAUGGGAUUCCCCCUACGAACGAGAAGCUGGCCGGCAGUGCUAAAGAUCCCCCGCUGUACGUCCCCAAUGCCCCUUUUAAGAAUUCUACUGGAGAACCAGUUUAUCGAAAAGUAGCUGUAGUUGAAAAUUUCUUCGACAUUAUCUACAACGUUCACGUCGACUUGGAAGGAAGACCUGGCAAACACGCUGGACAAAAGAGAACCUACCGUACGAUAACCGAGACGUAUGCGUUUCUGCCGCGAGAAGCCGUCACCCGCUUCCUACUCGGAUGCACGGAGUGCCAGAAACACCCUCGAUCACCUUCGCCCACCUCACUAUUACCUACACCCAGUCCCAGCCCCACGUUGCCGCUGCCAACGGCAGUGCCGGCAACGUUGCAGCAGAUGGGACCCACCGCCCCCCAAGUGGCUACGCCGCUCGUAAUAAAUAAUUCGCCGGUUCAGCUAGGUGAAGACAGUUAUUAUGGAGUUAAAAAUGGAGCUGUACCUCCCCGUACCACCACACCUCCAAUGGAGCACACCAGCGUAGCCUCAACAGAGAACACUCUAACACCUACAAAGAACGCAACUUCCAUACUUAACUCUGCGUUAGAUCCUCCAAAACGAUCAAGCAACCCUUUGGACGUCUGUAACCUCACAUCCAAAGAUCCUCCUCGAAGCCCAGCGAAGCGAUCUCACACCGACUCGACACCAAAGCUUUGGUCACCCGUGGACAGUCUAGAUUACGAAGAACCGAAGAGGAAGAAGAUGAUGCUGAGCAGCAACGACAUAGACUACUCGCUUCCUAUCACCACCACUUACUUGAAGUACAUGAGGAGCUUGGGAUGUAGAGAUGAGGACGCCUUCAAGUUCGAUAACAAACACGAGAAUCUUCCCACCCCAGAGUCAUCGGAAGGAAACGAAGAUGACCAUUACGGUGGAGCUGGGGCUAUGAAAGACAGCGACAAGCUCAAGCUGAUGCUAUUGGCGUGGAACUACCAUAAUAAUCAAGGGAAUAGGAACGGCAACAGUGAUAUUCCCGAUUUGUCUUCAGUACCUGGAAGUGAAGAUAUGGUCGGUUUGUGGGCGCAGUACCAUUCUGCUUUAGGCUUGGCGAAAGGAAAGGCCACUCCACCCACAACCAGAGAUAAUUCUAGUCCAGUAAAUGCCGAAACAGGCUCAGCCCAUGACGAAACGAGUUCGAGUGGAAACAAAGAAGAUGAAGAUGAUGACGACGAUGAAAGCGACGAUAAAAUAGAUGCACAAACCCACGACCCUGAAAGACUGAAAGCAUUUAACAUGUUCGUAAGACUGUUCGUUGAUGAAAACUUAGACCGUAUGGUUCCUAUUAGUAAACAACCUAAAGAGAAAAUCCAGGCCAUAAUCGAUUCCUGCACUAGGCAGUUCCCGGAAUUUGCUGAACGAGCCCGAAAAAGAAUUCGAACCUACCUGAAAUCCUGUAGACGGAACAAAAGAGCCAGAGAUCCAAAUUCACCUUGGGAUGCGACACGACCUACUCCCGCUCAUCUUACAUCUGUACAAGCCGAACAAAUUCUAGCCACAGCCUGUGAAAACGAAAGCCAUAACGCAAAAAGGAUGAGGUUAGGACUAGAGCCCGUUAGCCAGCCAAUGCCAGUUCUUCCUGGAACUCAGCCCACAGAUUCAACAGCUCCCAUAAACAGAGGACUAGACUUCUCAAGUAGUAGUACUCCAGUGAAGAUGGAAAACGACGUCAUAUCGACAGGUUUUUCAGCGGCCAGUACUCCUUCGUCUACACCUAAUUCUUCCACCAAAGUUUUACCCUCCACUCCGGAAACUAAAACAUCGUUAAGUGUGACAAAUGCCGGGGUAUUAGGCCCAAUCGGAAUGAAUGGCCUAGGGAUCUCGAGUACGGCUUCAGCAGCCCCAACUGCCAUGUACCGACCGAAUUUUACACAGGCUUUUCAAAGGACGGGACCCUAUCCUUUGUUUCCAGGAUCAACACCUUUCGCUGCGUCUGGAGGGCUUCUGACGAACGGUCCAGCCGAUCUCAGUAUGAAACAAAAACCGAUACUGAACCACAAACUAAGCGCAGGGGAAAUGACAGCAGUGCGACAGUUGAUCACAGGAUACCGUGAGUCUGCGGCUUUUCUUCUUCGAUCGGCGGACGAGUUAGAGCAGCUUUUAAUUCAACAACAGUAGUAUAAUAUGUCUCUAAUCAAUUUUUAGUUUCAUAUGUAAAAUACGUAAAGUACGAGUAUUCAUAUAGAAUCAUAUUUGCUGGAGAGUGUCCUUUCUACAGGUAUUUGUAAUUACACUGAAACUUGUAAAUUUAUGUGUCACAUUAGUGAUGAAUUGAAGUUUUGAUAUUUUUGAGGUUAGGUCAAGAUAUUGACUAAUCCAAAACAAGUUUUUAACACAGGACAGGUCAUUGUGCUACUCCAGUUCACCUAUUCAGGAUAGGAGUAAAAGACAACCCAUAUUGUGACUGUGGCCGGGUUGGGUCGUUGAAUCAUCUGAUUUUUGAGUGCCCUAUAAAUAUGUCACCCAAUUUUGACCUAUAUAAAGAAUUAGCUAAAACAAAUAUCCCUACCCCCAUUGAAAUUUGCCUACUUAUGUCCAACCUUAAUCCACGUAGGAUUAACUUGAUCCUUAAAUUCCUUAACUUAGCUAAACUUAACUUAUAAAUUAAUCAAUUCCCAACUUUGAAUUAAAAAAUUAAGAAGAUAAAGAUAUAAAAAGAUAUUAGACCUCCAAACGAUAAUAGUUCUAACCCUUAUGUUAUAAUAUUGCCUUUCCUGUAGGGACUGUCUGGCCCUAUAAGAAGAUGUUUCUACUUAUAUUUAAAAAAAUUGAGGCUUUAGCAUAUAUAUUUGGAAACAUUCGAUUGCCCAGAGCAAGACAAGAGUAUUUCCCUGGUGUAAGCUGGGCGAAUUAUCCCGAGGGAUAUAACCCAAUAAAGGAAGAAGAAGAAGAAGAAGAAGUUUUUAACACUUCCUAUAAUAUUACAUAUUAUUAUUAUAUUGAUACAAUAUUCUCUAUGUAUACAUAAUAAUGAGCAACUCCAGGUAAUAUUAGAAGGCAAAAUCGAAGUAAAAGGGGUAUAGGAAGAAAGAAAAAUCCUGGCUUGGAAACAUCAGAGAUUGGACCCACACAACAGGGAAUGACUUAAUUCAUCAAGCUCAGAACAAAGAGAAAUUUGCCAUAUUGAUCGCCAACAUCAAUAGGGCUUUUCAUCGAUUGUCAUUUGUUUCGGGCUUCUGUCACAUGUCACAUAAUAUUAAUAUAUCUACGUCAUACGUCUUUGGUUUGUAUCAUUGGUGUAUGCCAAUAACGUAUGACGUAGAUAUAUUAAUAUUAUGUGACACAUGACGCUCGAAACAAAUGACUGUGAAUGAAAAGCCCUAUAGAGAAGGCACUUAGGAGGAGUAGGAUACAUUCAUAAUAAUCUGAAUUUUACAGGCAGAUUUAAUCUAAAAAUUCUCUUGGAACCACUUUCUGGUAACAUUCUUAAUCUCUGCCUUUUACAAUUUAUAAGGCAAGGAGACGACGAAUAAAGGAGAUGAAAGGAACUCUACAAUGUGCAAUGACAUUCCGUCUAUUCGUCUAGGAAAAAUUCCAACGAAAGUUGUUUCCCUGUACUCAAAAUACGAUUUCUCUUUAAUAGAUAUCCUAAAUCUAGAUUUAUUACAUCUAGAUUUAAUCCUAGAUUUUUCUGAACUAAAAUGAAACAUAAGUUUUUUUUAAUUGAUAUUAAGUAAGUUUGUUGCGCAGUAAAAUAACACUUGUCUGAAUAUUUUAAAAUGAACUGUCCCAUAAACAAUUCGGUUUCUUGAAUUUGGUGUUGAAUUAAACCUCAAAAAUAAAUAACGACUUAAAAUCGCACUAAUGUGACAUAUUACAUAUAUAUGAAUAAUUUCUAUCAAUAAAUGCCAUGAUUAGUUACAGACUUUUAGGAUAUAUAUCCGACAGAAACGUUGUAUUGGGUAAUUGAAGAGAAUUAAAAGAAUCAAUACUUUUAGUGACUAUUCUAGAAAAUAAUGCAACGUGAACAUAGGCUUAAAUGAAAUGAACGUCCACGGAACAAGAUAUUGGUUUUUGGCAGUGUUGCCAUGUUCUUAUAAUGUAUAUGUUCCAUGCUUCAAAUAUAAAUAGCGAAAGCUUGUAAACAGUACAUUUUUGUUAUCUAGAUUACUUUAUGGAUGCUGUAUUUUUAAUGUAUAUAAAACAACGAUUAAUUGUUUCUUUCGAUAUUACUUGCAAUGAAUUAUAAAAAUUUUUGGCAAUUCCCUUUCGAUAGAUUAGCGGAUAGAUCUGACAAUGGUGUCGGAACCCUCAAACCGCCAUAUUGCAACAGAUAUUCACCAGAUGAAAAUUGUAUGAUAAUUUCUUUAUCAUUUUGGGUUGUACGGACCAAGUGCUAUCAUUAACAACUUUUAUAGAAGCUAGUUUUCAAAAGAAACAAAAGACAGCAACAGUAUUUAUAGAUCUAACAGCAGCAUAUGAUACUGUUUGGAGACAGGGAUUAAUAUAUAAACUGGCCCGUAUUAUCCCCUGCAGAAAGAUAAUUAACCUCAUUGACAACAUGCUGACAAACAGAGCCUUCCAGGUUAUAAUGGGAAAGGAGAUGAAACUUAACAAUGGUCUUCCACAGGGUUCUGUCCUUGCCCCUUUACUUUUCAGCCUCUGUAUUAUGCCUGAAACCGAAUCUCGGAAGUUUGGAUAUGCUGACGACUGGACCCUUGCAACAAGCCACCAAUCUUUAGAAAUUACAGAAAUUACUCUCACGAAUGACCUAUCCGUCCUCAGCGAAUACCUUAAGAAAUGGAGACUAUAACCAAGUACUACAAAAACUGAAGUAUCAGCUUUUCAUCUCAACAACAAGCUGGCAAACAGAGAAUUGCGAGUGUAUUUUAAUAAUACAAUAAAUACCCGAAAUACCUUGGGGUUACUCUAGACAGAACGCUCACAUUCAGAGAACACCUUACGAAAACAGCAGCAAAAUUGAAAACACGCAACAAUAUAAUACAGAAACUCUGCGGCACUACAUGGGAGUCCACAGCAUCAACUUUAAGAUCCUCUGCUCUUGGCCUGAUAUAUCCGGUGGCAGAAUACUGUGCACCAGUGUGGCUAAAGAGCAGGCAUACCCACCUGGUCGACACCCAACUAAACCGUACUAUGCGUAUGAUAACAGGCACAAUUAAGCCCACCCCUACAAUGUGGCUACCUACCCUUAGUAAUAUAACACCACCCAACCUACGCCGCGAACAUGCAUCGGUUAAAGAAUAUAACAAAAUAAUGAACAGUCGCCAGCUUCUAGUCCACAACGACAUCCCCGAUAUUCUUGGAAACCGUCUCCGAGCCAGGUUACCCCCUCUACAAUCUGCUCAAGCGCUGCAGCAAUCCAACUUUGACUUAAAUACCGGAUGGAGAGAAGAUUGGGAAAGUAGGACAGAUCCGCAUUACGAUAGUCUACCGGACAUCAUAGGAAAACCUGGCGAAUUUUAACGUCCCCGUAAGAUUUGGGCAGCCCUUAAUCGAAUUCGAACAAACUGUGGAAGAUACGCCGACUCCCUCUACAGAUGGGGUAAACUUCCCUCGCCUUCUUGUGACUGCGGCGCUGCAAGACAGACGAUCGGACACAUUGUUCUGGACUGCCCACGCAGAGCAUACACAGGCGACCCUAUAGACUUUGUAAUGGCAACCGAAGGGUCAAUCGAAUACAUAAAGAAAACUGGACAUCUGUUUGUGAUGCAUUGUAUAUGCAUAAAUCUAAAUAUAUUCUGUGAUGUACUUAAGCCAUACGCUAAAUAAAAAAUAAAUAUCAUUUUGGGAUGUACCUCCAAUUAUACUGUUAGUUACUUGCAGUUUUGCAGUGUGCUUAUACACAUAAUUUGCUUCUUAAGAUAUUAAUUAAUAUAAUACAUUGCAUGCUCUUUCCCGAUAUUGAAUAUAUUUGACGCACACAACAUAUACAUUCUAAGGACAUGGCAACACUGCCAACCACCAAUAUUACGUUCUGUGGAGCUUCAUUCGAAGCUACCUUCACGUUUCACUAUUUUCUGCGAUUAUCCAAAUUAUGUUCGGUCGAAAAAUAUUUUUGUUAGACUGUAACUAUGUACAUAAAUGUAUUUCUUUUGUGAUGUUACAUCCUUACUGCUGAAGAGGGAGAUCGGAGUCCAGUUGAAAUGUAAAUUUGCAAUCAAAAUAAAAAUUAAAACAUUCUUGUCAUGAAUCUAGUCACGUACAGGGAAAGUGUAAUUUAAACAAAUUGUACAAAUUAAUUAUUGUAAAAAUAUUAUUUUAUUAAUUGAAUUAAAAAAUUAGAUACCUAUAUUAUUACGAAUAAAUAUUAAAUAGAAUGGUGUCAUAAUACAUAGGGCCCCAACGUUUACUUAGCAAGAAAAACAGUAUUUACAAAAAACAAAGACUUUUUGAAGCGAAACUUCUAUACUGGCGUUGUAUUAAUUUUUCUCUAUAGUAAAAUAUUGACGAGAGCGUCACGGAAGAAGAGUCCAUUUACACGACGAGGGUAGUCCGUUAUGCAAUAUGUAAACUUUUUCAAAAAACGAAUCUGAAUAGAAGAGAACUGAGAGUAACGGUUUUUUGGGCCGUAAGUGUUUAGUAGGAUAUACUGGGACAAAGAUAGCUUCCGAAUUGGGAGGAACUUCCCAGGGGGAGAUUUCCAAUGGAACAAUUUUGGAUUCACAAAGGGAAAAAGGUCUCCUCAAAAAUGAGAUAAAAUUGGACUCCCAAAGGGACCCCGAUAAGAUGAGAAAUCACAAAAAGAAAUAUGCUAAGAAAAAACAAAAGAUACAAAAUUAAUAUUAUCCUGAAAGGGGUCUCGAAAUACACGUAGAAUCGUUUUUUACAUCUUGAUGCACAACGAAAAAUAAAAUAGAUUUGGAAAGAUGGACCUGUUUAUAGAAAAAUAUUUAAAUAGAUAAUGGUACCAUUAGUCAUCGUCCUCUGGAUGGUCGGAAUAGUCAGACCAGACUUUACUUAACCUAACGGGAUAUUUUUCGGUACGUAAAUUAUUUAAGGGAUUAUGUAGAAUAAACAGAAAAUCAUUCUCGACUUCGCUAAAGCGCAGGACCGCAGUAAGGGGUGACACAACAAUAUGAUUUAAAAUAAAAAUCGGGACAAAAUCGUGUAAUUAAGUAUUAAAAUCAACUGGACUUCAAUCAACACUUCUUCUUUUUAAUUUUAAUCGUUUUAUGUUGUACAUGUGUAUAUAUAUUUCCUAUAAAAUGUAUGCAUCCAGCUGCUAGUUAAACCUCGUAUGAUAAAUUGCUAAAAAAUGUACAAAUCAUGUUUUUUAAAUAUGUAAAAUAUUUAUUUAUCAAAAAUAUGAAAAAUUACUACUUUAUUACAGGGGAUAUUUUAUUAUAUUUGAUAUGAUGUUAAGAAUUUAUUAUAAUUCAGUGUACCAAAGAAGAAAUAUUGUAAAUAUUCUAAAAUGCGCCGACAUUUUUGUAAAAAUGUUUUAUCGCUAAAGUAUUUGUUAAUGUAGACAAAUUGUAAAGAGAAUUGAAAAUGAGUAAAAGCCAAAAUUGGUAUUAAUUGAAAAAAAAUCAAAAUUUUUAUUUAUUAACUAAGUCAUUGUCGUAAGUCUAGUCAAGAGGUUGAUUUUAGUUUUUUAGUGUAUAUUUAUAGUGUUGAAGAUAUAAAGCCAAAAAUAACAAAGCACCAGGAUCACGGAAUAUAAAAAUUGAAACAAAUUGAAGGAGCAGAGGAGAUUCCAGAUGAGUGAAAACUAUCAUUCUUCUUUUUAUCACGCCGCCUCCUUUCAAAGGUUGGCCAUCCAAACGUCAAUUAAAGUUUUGGAAACUUCCACAUGAAAAAUUUCUGAAGAUGAGCGGUCAAACCAUCUCCUAAGCUCUUUCAGCCACUAGUUCUGGCAUCUUCCUACUGAUCUUAAGCCCUGUACUUUACCUUCUAAUAUGAUUUUAAUAAUAUGGUAGGUAUUGUAUUUUUCUUUCUUUGAUUAUUUUUAGUAAUUGCAUUUGUUUGUUAAUGCGCCGAAGUACCUCACUGUUAGAAACUUUUUGUACCCAUGGAAUUCUCAGCAUCCGUCUGUAUGCAUACAUCUCAAAGGCAUCUAUUCUCUUUUCUGUUUCAGAGUCCAUUGUCCAACUUUCACAGCCAUACAGCAAGACAGAAAACACAUAACAUCUGAUCAUUCGGAUUCUGAGCUCCAGACUAAGGUCUGAUCUUGCAAAAAAUGUUUUCAUGUUCAUGAAAAAAGAUUCAUGAGUGUAUAGCGAUACGCUUUAAUUACUAUUUUUGCUAAAUUUUUAAUAACUUUUCACAAAACGAAAUAACAUUAGUCAUUUAAAAUUCACAUUUAAUAUACAAACCAUAUGCUAACAAGGGCCGUUAAGUUUAAGAAACGAAAUAUAUCCCUAAGCAGAUUGUAUAAAAUUAAUGUUUUUUUCAAGGAAACACUAAUAGAUUUCGAGGCCAGAUUGCCACGCCCUUUAUGUCAACUUCUUAAACUACAGAAAGGUUCUCAUCUUUUAAAACGCAGAUGUAGUAAUUUAUUGCCUUUCUAGCCAUAUUGUAAAACCGCAAGCAUGGUGACAUAAUAGAGUGUGGUGGUCUCGCAGUAUCGACACAGCAGGCGCGCGGUUCAGACACACCCUCGCUAAAACAACAACAAAACCCUUACGAGAUAAUAAACGAAGCACGCUUGUUUACCCA